GAUAAACGCAUUGCGUUCUCCGGCUAGCCUCGAGACGAAGGAGCAGAUGUAAUUUUCUUUUAAAAAUGUCUCAGACAGAGACUUCUCCGGACUCACAGCCAAGGGCCCUCCGAUCAGAGUCCCAUCAGCAGACCAUCCUGAGCAAAUUUGACAAGCUGAGGAAACGAGACCUGCUGUGUGACAUUACUCUCGUGGUAGAAGAUGUGCACUUCAAGGCACACAAAGCCCUGCUGGCAGCGAGCAGCGAGUACUUCUCCAUCAUGUUCACGGCAGAAGAUCAGAUCGGCCAGUCCACCUACCGGCUGGAGGGCAUGGUGGCAGAGACGUUUGCAGCCGUGCUGGAGUUCAUCUACAGCGCUCAGGUGUCCGUGGAGGAGAGCGCCACCGAGCAGCUGCUGGCCACUGCUCGUCUAAUGGAAGUCAGCGAGCUCAUCAAAGUGCUGACAGGAAUCACAGGAGCUGCAGCAGAGAGGGUAGGCCACAUCAAGAAAACAGACAAAGCCGAGGCGGCGCAUCUGUUGAAACGCAAAAGAGGACGGCCAAAGAAAAACACAGGUGCACCCUGCAAGAACUCGGAGGAUGCCCGAACUGGAGAUGAAGGGUGUGUAGAGUCUGUAACUUCUAAAAACGAUGUUGAUUAUCACCCUGAGGCCGACCUGAGACGCCACAGCAGAAGAAGAAUUCAGCCUCCUGUAAAAUAUAAGGGAUACAAGGUUGGAGGUGAUGCCGCCGGAGGUAAAGAGCCGAGCAAGAGAGGCUGCAAGAGGAAAUACCCUGAAAUAGAGGCGCGCUGUGAGGACUGCGGAAAAGUCUUCAAACACCACCUGUUUCUAAAGAUUCACCGUAGGACCCACACCGGAGAAAAGCCUUUUCACUGCCUGGUUUGUGGGAAGAGUUUUACCCAGAAAAACACUCUGCUGGCUCACCAGCGCAUACACACCGGAGAAAAACCCUUUGUUUGCUCUGUCUGCUCCAAAGCGCUUUCCACCAAACACUCCCUGCAGGAGCACAUGAACCUUCAUGGAGAGGAGAAGUCAUUCAACUGCGACAAAUGCGGAAAGACUUUCACUCAGAAGAAGCAACUUAAAAGCCAUUACAGAGUUCACACAGGUAAAUCCUUACCCGAGUGUGCUCAGUGCCAUCACAAGUUUAUGGACGCAGCUCAACUAAAGAAGCAUCUCAGAACUCACACAGGGGAGAAGCCCUUCACCUGUGAGAUUUGUGGGAAGUGCUUCACAGCCAAGAGCACACUGCAGACUCACAUCAGAAUUCACAGAGGUGAGAAGCCGUAUGACUGCAGCAUCUGUAACAAGUCCUUCUCAGACCCGAGUGCGAGACGCCGCCACAUCGCCUCUCAUUCGGGGAAGAAGCCCUUCACCUGCUCCUUCUGCAGCCUGUCCUUUACCAGGCUGGACAACCUGAAAACGCACACCAAAUCGCACAGCAAGGAGAGAGCGGCCUCAUCGGACGCAGCGGCCCCACAGGCGGAGGCGCGGGACGUCCUGCAGCUGCCGCAGUACCAGCCCCCCCUCGGCUCCGAGCAGGAGAUCCAGCUGGUGGUGACGGAGGCCGGGGGCAACAUUGAUUUUGUAGAAGGCCAGGAGCAGGAGAUCAGCCUGAUGGCCGCAGAGCGGGAGGCGGCGCCGGCGCCCGACUCCAGACUCACCUUCCUGGCCCAGCCGCCCGAGCACGUGCAGAACGUGGCCCUGGUCGCCCCGGGAGACGCGGUGGCCCAGACCUCUCACAUCCACUCCGUCAGCAUGCUGGAGGGCCAGGCAGCGCACCACCCCGAGCAGAUGCACGUCAUCACGCUGAGCAAGGAGGCCAUGGAGCACCUGCAGGCCGGCCACGGGCCGCCACUCCCACUCCCGCACGGCCAGGCCAUCCACAUCAGCAGCCAGAGCAGCCCGCCCAUCUGCAUCAGCCAGACCAGCCAGCACAUCUCCAGCCACCACAUCCAGGGACAGACCUUCCAGAUCCAGGCCGGCACCGUCUCCUACCUGUACACCACAGGCCUGUCCCAGCAGAGCUGAGCGGGGGCCGCCGGACAAUAGACGCAAAAAAGAAAAGACUUCUGUCUCCCAAAUUAGCUUUUUAUAGAAUAUUUUUUAUUUCACAGGUCUCAAACUACAACUAACAUCCUUAGGCUACUAAGCAGGACACUGCUGGUCAGAGUUCAUAUGGAGACAUCUGAAAGCUUGUUUUCUUACCUUGAUAGAAAAAAAGAAAGAUGACGGUUUGUUUUUAAGGACAGAAACGGUUGAACAUCCGACAGGCGAAACAUUAGGCACCAUCAGCAAAAAGCCAAUACUGCUUUUACUCUACACCGGACAAAUUUAACUUUUAUAGUGUCAAGCUAGGCACUUACAGGAGCUGCUGUCUGAAAAAUCAUGCUGACAUGUGGCGUUGCAUAACUCAUGGAGGAAAUACAGGUUGCAGGUUUAGACUUCACAGUAACAAAGACUACGUUUCUGUAAAAGGUGUGACAGCAUUCAGGACACGCCGGCAGGAUGGAGUCUGAAAAAAAACAUAAGGCUGAGUCACAUUACACUGGGUUAAAGACAAAUAAACUAUCAUGAUGAAAAUCUCCUUCAUAAAGUGUGUCCAUAAUUUAUUUGUUUAGAACUAAGGGAUGCAAGUAACAUGAGAAUACAUUGGGUAAAAAAUCUAUUAAAAAGAGUUUCUCUCU
Molecule: messenger RNA, 2689 nt
Organism: Menidia menidia (Atlantic silverside)
Lineage: Eukaryota; Metazoa; Chordata; Actinopteri; Atheriniformes; Atherinopsidae
Source: the annotation of a GenBank genome assembly